Messenger RNA from Dermacentor andersoni, 1144 nucleotides. NCBI's taxonomy places the organism in Eukaryota, Metazoa, Arthropoda, Arachnida, Ixodida, Ixodidae. The record is from RefSeq and is a predicted model, not a curated record.
AGCAGGAAGAGUUUGUUUCCCGACUUUUGCUAACACCCUCCGUACUGAUAACAGUUUUCGCAACCAGAGUCAGGAGCAACACCACACAGGCCGCAGUAUUUUGGAGGAACUCCCAAUAGAUAUGGUAAAGGAUGUGCCUUUGGACUACAUGCACCUUGUCUGCUUAGGUGUCAUGCAAAAACUCCUUGUUCUGUGGGUUCGCGGGCCGAAAGAAGUGAGACUUGGCUCUAAAGUUCGAAGUGAAAUCUCUGAGAGGAACAUUAAACUUGCAAAGUUCAUUCCUUCUGAUUUUAAUAGGAAGCCGCGAAGUCUGGUGGAGCUAGAUCGCUGGAAGGCAACUGAACUUCGCUUCUUCUUACUAUACGGAGGGCCUUUAGUGUUGUCUUCUACAAUCCCUUCCCACAUGUAUGAGAAUUUUCUUACACUGCAUGUGGCCAUUACAAUACUAGCCUCACCUAAUUCAACUGCAAGUGAGGUUAGUUAUGCAGGUGACUUGUUAAACAUUUUUCUUCGAAACUUCAUCAACAUUUAUGGACAAGAGCAAGUGUCGCACAAUGUGCAUGGCUUAAGCCACAUUGCAUCUGAUGUGUUGCACCUAGGUUCCCUGGAUGCUUGGAGUGGCCUCUACAUAGUAGUGAAAUUUCCUGAAGAAGAUGAUGCUGUUGCCAUUAUACAUAAAAACUGGAUCGAUGGCAACGGCUGCAUGUGGCCUCCACAAACAAAAUACAUAAAAAGCUUGUUAAAAGCUGGGGCCAUGCCUGGAAAUGACUGGAGGAGUCUGCCUUGUGAAGUGGUUGAGGCAUUUGCCAAUUACGAUGAUGCUGUACGGGGCCUCAGAAAAGCUGAAGACAACUCAGACAUCGCAAGUGCAAGUGAACGUGGCAGAGGAAAAAGGAAAAAGAAAAGAAGGCUCUACAGUGACGAAGACGAGAUGCCACUCCCGCAGCCACCACAGUCUAUGCAGAAAAGAGCAACACAUGGUAUUGCAGAAAGAUCUGCAAGGAUAGAACCGUCAAGUAUUUCGACUGUUUCACAGCACUCGGCAUAUAAUGAAAGAAUGCAUGGUACUGCAAAGCGGUCUGGAAAGGAGUCACUGCACUCGUGGAACGUUCCACAGUGCUCCGCAUAUAAUGGCUUCUCGUGA